CUGAGUAAUGCCUCGCUCUCCUCCCCGUCCGAAUCUGAAGGGAUUUGGCCUCAUACAGGCCAACGUGAACCACUCCCCACAGGCUCAGGAUCUGCUCCAGCAGAGCAUGGUGGAGAGUGGAUUCACGUUGGCGAUCGUGUCCGAGCCCCACCGCCCCCCGAGAGACAGCCCAUAUUGGGCUGCUUAUAACGGGCGGGCGGGGGACUCGGUCGCGAUUCGGUGGCGGUCGGUGCCGGGUGGUCCCGACACGACCCCCAUCGAUAGAGGGGAGCGGCACGUUGCCGUCCAAUGGGGGCCCAUCGCGGUCGUUGGGGUCUACUUAAGGCCCACCAGACGCCCUGCUCUGUUUGAGGGCUGGCUGUCGGACGUGGGACGGACGUUAACACGUCUGAGUCCGAAGCCGGUCCUCGUAGCCGGGGACUUCAACGCGUGGCACACGAGUUGGGGUUUCCGGCGUGAUAACGAGAAGGGCAGGGUUCUGGCGAGUUGGGCGGCGGCGCACGGCCUGGUCCUCGCGAACGAGGGCCGGACCCCCACCUGCGUGCGGACGCAGGGGGAGUCCAUUGUGGAUAUCACAUGGGCUACCCCCUCGGCCGCGCGCUUGAUCACUGGAUGGAGGGUGGAGUAGGACAUCGAGACCUUGUCGGACCACCGAUACAUAUCGGUGGAGCUCGGUGUCCUCUCCUCCGUGCGUUGCCAAGUGGAGACGCGACCGCGAUGGGCCCUCCGGAAACUCUGCGAGGAUGCCCUGAGGGCCUCGAUAGAGGCCGCCUGUAGGGUCCGGGGAAGUUUCCCCGAGACCCGGGAGACGGACCCCCUGCAAGAGGCCGAGUGGAUCGGGACGACGCUUACAGCGGCGUGCAACGCCGCGAUGCCCCGGUCCAAGACUCGACCUCAGCGAGCCGUCUACUGGUGGACGGCAGAGAUCGCCGACUUGCGUCGACGAGCCGUCCACCAGCAGAGGAGACUCGCCCGCUGCAGGCGCAGAGGCGAACAGGCGGCCGAACGAGCCAGAGAGUGUUACCUUGACUCCAAGGUAGCCCUCAGGCGGGCCAUCAAGGUGGCAAAGGGCAGGGCGUGGACGGAGUUCCUCGACUCCCUUCAGAAGGAUCCGUGGGGGCGCCCAUGCAAGAUGG
Vollenhovia emeryi is the source of this 1136-nucleotide messenger RNA. RefSeq lists its product as uncharacterized. Gene Ontology annotation, molecular function: catalytic activity. The transcript is spliced from 2 exons. The record is from RefSeq and is a predicted model, not a curated record. The coding region runs from base 8 to 628 and encodes 206 amino acids. NCBI's taxonomy places the organism in Eukaryota, Metazoa, Arthropoda, Insecta, Hymenoptera, Formicidae.